AUGGAACAACAACAACAACAAUUACAAUUACAACAACAACAACAAUUACAACAACAACAAGAAAAAUUUGAACAAAUUAAUGAAAAAAUAAAUUCAUUUUCACCAUUAUUAGAAUCAGCCAUUGAAAAUUCAGAAAAAGAAAAACAAAACUCAAGUAGAUUAAGAAAAUACCUUAGAUCAUCAAAUGAUUAUGUAUCAUUAUCAUUCGAUAUAUUAUUAUCAUUAAUUAUAUUACCAUCAUCAGCAACAAUUAUAAAUAUAAAUCAAAAUCCAGAAUUAGUUUUAACAUUUAUAAAUGGUGAUAGAAAAUCAAAUCUCUCAAUAUCAAUCAAUAAUGAAAAUAUUUUAAAGAUUAAUAAUUGGUUAAAAAUCAAUUUUUUAUUAACAACUUUAAGAUUAUUACCAUUUAUUGAAAAUAAUUUAUUAAUUAAUUUAUUUAAAAUUUUAAAUAAAAAAGAUCAAGAAAAUGAAGAAAAUGAAGAAAAUCAAAAUAAUCAUGAAGAAAAUAUAGAUUUGUUAAUAGAAUUUGAAAUUUAUUAUUUUAAAAUUAUUUGUGAACCAUUUUUAAAUUCAAAAUCAAUAAUUGAAAUAAAUCAAGAUAUUAAAUUAAAUCAAAAAGAAUUAUUAAAAAAGAAUAAUAAUAUUAAUAAUAAUAAUAAUAAUAAUGUUUCUUCACCAAUUGGUAACUCUUCAAAUUUUGAUAAUUCAAAUUCAAUAUCAAUAACUUCAAAUAAUAAUAAUGAUAAAUUUCAAAAUAAUGAUAUACCAAUAUUAAAUGUACCACAAUCAGAUGAACAAUCUUCCAAUAUGGUAACUUCAACAACAAAUACUUCAUUAUCAACACUAUCAAGAUUUUAUGAAGGUUCAUUAUUUAGAAAAUCAAAAAUACUUGGUAGAAAAAAACCAUUAUGGGUAAUGUUGACUGAUACAGCAGUAGUUGGAUAUUCAAAAAAAACAAAUAUAACUCAUUCAACUUCAUUAAAUAAUGAAAUUAGUAGAUCAAUUUCAAAAUCAAAAAUUAAAACAAAUAAAAAUUUAGAAAAUAAUAAUAAUGAAAAUUCAACAACAACAUCAACAACUACUACUACUACUACAACUACAACAGCAACAAAUAAUAAUAAUAAUAAUAAUAUUAAAUUUUUAGUUAAAAUACCUUAUACAGAAAUUUUAGAAAUUUUAGAAGAAAAGAAAAAAGCAAAUUGUUUUUUAAUUGUAACAGAAAAAAAGAAAUAUCGUUUAACUGCUCCAUCAAUUAUUGAACAAAAAGAAUGGAUUCAACAACUUGAAAAUAUGGUAAAAACUAAUGUUAAACAAGUUGAUGAUGCUUCAUCUUCAUCUACUUUUACCUCUCCAACUAUUUCACCUGUAACUUCACCAAAUUUAAAAUCUACAAAUAAUAAUACCAAUCGUCCUAGAAAUAUUAAAUUUAGUAUUUCUCAAUAUAUAAACUUUAAAAAAAAACAAUAA
This is a messenger RNA of Dictyostelium purpureum, 1467 nucleotides long. RefSeq lists its product as uncharacterized. The record is from RefSeq and is a predicted model, not a curated record. The coding region runs from base 1 to 1467 and encodes 488 amino acids. The transcript has a single exon. NCBI's taxonomy places the organism in Eukaryota, Evosea, Eumycetozoa, Dictyosteliales, Dictyosteliaceae.